AUGUCUACCGCUCUUGAUAAGUCCCUCGACGAGAUUAUUGCCAACGGCAGAGGCCCCCGCCGCGCUAAGGGCAACAAGGCGAAGAAGCAAGCUGGGAAGCUCAGAGGUUCUGGUACCACCAAGACUGCGGGGAUCUCCAAAAAGCAGCAACAACAGAUUUCCAAGAAGGCGGUCGCUCAGCUCUCGCAAAAGGCCGCCUCUUAUGACGCUUCCUACGCGACCAAGGUAAUUGUCACCGGGUUGCCUAAGGACUUGACCAAGCACAUGAUUCAGGAAUUUUUCGACUCGCAAGUUGGCGGUGUCAAGCAAAUUUUGAUGACUUUCAACGAAAAGGGCAAGUUCGUUGGUAACGCCACCAUCCACUUCCACAAGAACAAGCAAGCUGUGCUUGCCGUGGAAAAGUACAACAACGCUCCCAUCGACGGUGGCUCGUCUAAGCUUAAGCUUGAAUUGGUGAUUGACCCCAGCAUGCGCCCUCUUGCCACCCGUAUCGCUGCCAACGCCCCUCAACCCACCGCGGCUGAAGUUCAAGCUAAGGCCCAAACGAAGAAGUUGAAGAACUUGAGAAAGAAGGCCCAAAAGAAGAAGAAGACUAAGGCCGCCCCUGCCACCGCCGAAGAAUUGGACAAGGACAUGGACGCUUACAUGGCCGAAUCCAACUAA
Messenger RNA from Diutina rugosa, 663 nucleotides. Its product is annotated as RNA-binding protein. Gene Ontology annotation, molecular function: mRNA binding. The transcript is spliced from 2 exons. NCBI's taxonomy places the organism in Eukaryota, Fungi, Ascomycota, Pichiomycetes, Serinales, Debaryomycetaceae. Bases 1 to 663 code for a protein of 220 amino acids. Gene Ontology annotation, biological process: mRNA export from nucleus. Gene Ontology annotation, cellular component: nucleus. The record is from RefSeq and is a predicted model, not a curated record.